Messenger RNA from Calidris pugnax (ruff), 1919 nucleotides. It is a transcript of the gene TMCO6, whose product is annotated as transmembrane and coiled-coil domains 6. The record is from RefSeq and is a predicted model, not a curated record. Gene Ontology annotation, molecular function: protein binding. The coding region runs from base 1 to 1530 and encodes 509 amino acids. The transcript is spliced from 12 exons. Lineage: Eukaryota; Metazoa; Chordata; Aves; Charadriiformes; Scolopacidae.
AUGUGGGGCCGGCGGCGGCGCUGGGCCGGGCCCGGCGGCGGCGGGGGCCUGGAGGAGCUGCGGGCCCGGCGGCGGGAGCGGGAGGCAGCUCUCAGGAAAGCCCGGCGGCAGGAGCAGCUGGUCAGCAAGCGUCUUCUGCGGGAGGACACUGCGGAGCAGGGGGGACAGGAUGGAGCAGAGACCCUGCCAGACCCUCUGUCAGAAGAUGAGGUCCUUCAGCUCCUCAGAGGCGUGCAGAGGGGUUCAGAGGACAGGAAAGGAUCACUCAGCCGCCUCCGUUGGGCUCUGCAGAACAAGGAGACUCAGCAGAAGUUUGUCAGGCUGGAUGGCAGCAUCCGGACGCUCAUCGGGCUCUUCACCAGCAGCCUGGCCGACAUGCAGAUGGAGGCAGCCCGCUGUCUCCACGAGCUCUCCCACUCCAGCGACCCUGCUGUGGCCGAGGCGUGUCUGCCAGUGACCUCUUAUCUCCUCACCUACCUCUCAGGACACAGUGUGGAGUUCACGGAGCUGUGUUUGUACACGCUGGGGAACCUGGUAGUGGAAAGUGAAGCUGUGAGGAAGCAACUUCUGCCUCAGGGCAUCAUUCCAGUGCUGGCAUCCUGCAUCCAGUCCCCCCACGAAGCUGUGCUGGAAGGUCUGGGCUACGUCCUCUCGCAGCUGCUCCAAGCCAAGGAAGCCCCCGCAGAGAUCGUGCCCUUGGUCCUGGACUCUGUUCUCCCCCAGCACAUGCUCCGGCUGGUUUGCUCCGGCCUCAGGGCUGGGACAGGAGCAGCCGUGGAGUUUGCCUGGUGUCUCCACUACAUCGUUUGUAGCCACACGGCCAACGCCGCGCUGCUGUCGCUGGGGGCCUUCCCUGCCCUGGCCUCGCUCUUCCUCGAGAUGGCUUCUGAAAUCCCCCAGGAGGCUCCCGAGGGCCUGGAGCUGCUCGUCUGCCCGGUGCUGCGGUGCCUCAGCAACCUGCUGGCGGAGGAGAUGGGCUGCCACCUCCAGGUCCAGGACGAGCGCCUGCUCAUCGCCCUCUUCCUCAUCCUGCAGAGCUUCCUCCCGCAGCACCCCUUCAUGGCACAGGAGUGUCUCUGGCUGCUCAACAACCUGACGGCGGACAAGCCCUUCUUCUGCUCAGCUCUGCUCUCCCUGGACCUGCUCCCGGCUCUGCUGCAGCUCCUGUCCUGUUCCCAGAUGGCCAGCGUGUUGGUCCUGACGGUUCUGUGCAAUAUAGCAGAGAAGGGACCACCCUACUGCCAGCAGCUGCACCAGCAGCAGGCCCUGCCCCUGCUGCUGCCCACCCUUGUCCUGCCCGACCCCCAGGUGGUGGGGCAGUGCUUGGAGCUGCUGCACCUCCUCUUCCUGCACUGCCCGGAGGCCGCUGCUGACUUCCUCGGGCAAGGUGGGCACCGAGCCCUCGAGCAGCACCAGAGCACCCCAGAGCUGCAGGCGCGGGCGCGAGCGCUGCUGGACAUGCUCGGGCAGCCCCUGGGAGCCACCACCGCCUUCAGUCCCUGCCAACCCACCUUGUCUGCCUUCUCCUAGACCUUCUCCUGAGCCACCCCACCUCCCUUCCCUCUCCCUGCACUCCCAGGAGGAGGAAACAGUUUGUUCACCCUGUGCCCUGCUUCCCCAAGGGCUGUAAGCACCAAGACGCUGCUCCUUGGCAAGAUAUGGCUGAUCCCAUCCUUGUCCCCACCAGUGGGCAACCCCCUGCCUCCCCAGAGCCUGGUGCAGCGGCAGAGCCCAGCUGCAAGCCGGGCAGACGGGCUCUUGGUGCCAGGAAGGUGGGGUCCCUGCUGAGGCCGUUCCCUCCAGCAUCUCCUUUCGGCUUUAAACCCAACAUGUGAAGCUCAGGGUAAGCACUUUGCAUUUAUAAGAUUGAUAAGUUAAAUAUACACGUUUUACAUUAAAGAUCAUCGGUCAAGCCUUGA